CAAAUUUGUGCAGCGCCGUCUCUGGCAUGUACUGGAAUAGUAUAGUGGCUACAUCGCAGAUGCCAUAAGUUUCCAAUAAAAAAAAUCAUUUGGAUUUAUUACAGGCUAACAGCUCUCUGACAAGCUUUCACCUUAUGAAAGGGAGAGGGCAAGAGAGAGAUUAAGAGAGCGAGAAGGGGAAAGCGAGACAGACUGAGGGAGAGGAGCAGAGGGCUCUCGAUGACCUAAUUCUAAGUUAGCUGUUCAGUUGCACGAGUACUGACUACAACGUAGACCCUUGCGGGAAGCAGCAAAGAGGGAGCCGUGACAAGGGCGGAGAAGGCAGGGAAUAUCUGCACGGACAGGAGGAAUUCAUCAGGUUGUCCUGCUGAGCUCCAGUUGCUGCCAGAACAGGAAUGGCAGGUCGGAAGGGAGUUAAAUCUCUGAAGAGAUCGGCCGUCCCUGGAGUGACUAUCACACAGUUUGUGGACGACAUUCCGAAAGGGUGCAGCACGCCUGACUUUGAGCGGAAGCCAAUUACCUUAACAUUACAGGAAGGUAAAAAUGCCAUUUUCAGAGCUCUGGUCAAGGGUGAACCAAAACCAGAGGUGUUCUGGAAACGCAAUAAUGAGGCAGUGGAUGAUCCUCAGAAAUACCAGAUAUCAUUCAGUCCGGCCACAAAUGAGUUUAUCCUGCAGGUAAACAAAAUCACGGUGGAUGAUGCUGACUUGUACCGUUGCACAGCUGUGAAUGACUAUGGGGAAGCCACCUGCACUGCUGGUCUCAAGAUCAUACAGGUCGGCUUCAGGAAGAAAGCGAAACAGACUUCUUCUGCACCACAGACAGACCUGAAGAAGGAGAUCCAGGACUUCAGAAAAACAUUAAAGAAACUAGCACCUUCAAGUGCUCCGAAGAAGGAAAUCGAUAUGGAACAGAUCUGGCAGUUAUUGCUGAAUGCAGAUAAAAAAGAUUAUGAAAGGAUCUGCCUGAAGUAUGGCAUUGUUGACUUCCGUGGGAUGCUGAGGAAGCUUCAGGAGAUGAAGAAGGAGAGAGAAGACAAGCAGGCACAGUAUCUACUCAACCUCAGAAACCUGAGGCAUGUCAGAGUCAAUGCGAUACAAGGAAAUGCUUCAUUUGACCUAGAGAUGGAACUGAAAAAUCCGGAAAGCAGAAUUUACCUAUACAAGGAUGGCCAGAUGAUCAAUUUUGGAUUCGACAGUGACAACACAAAGCACUGCCUGCGACAGGUUGGCAAAAAGUACAAUUUUUUCAUCAACGAUCUGCAGCCAGAAGAUGCUGGCGUGUACCAGAUCAAAGUAGAAGAUGUAGAUGUUUUCUCAACUGAGCUGGAAGCAGAAUCCAUCCCAGUAAGUUUUCGCUAUCCUCUUGGUGAGGUGAGAUGCCACGAGCAAGGAAAUGCUGUCUUUCAGUGCACUCUCUAUGAACCCUGCUCCAACGCUGUGUGGAUGCACAGAGACCGUAUUCUAGAGUCCAAUGACAAGUAUGAAAUUUCGGUUUCGGAAGAUGGCCUAACUCACCGCCUAAUCAUCAAAAACACCCACGCCUCUGACAAGGGGACUUACACCAUUGAUAUUGGAAACCGCUCUUCAAGUGCCUGGCUUGAGGUUGAAUCUAAAGGAAAGAGAAAGCAGACUGAAGGAGACAGUGAUGAUAUAACUGGAUGGCGGAAGAAACAGCUAGAUGAAGACCGCACAAAGAAACUUCGUCAAGGACAAGGGCAUGAUGAGCAGGAUGGCCAGUAUAAGAAUGGCCAAGCUGGCGAAGGAGAAUCUUAUAGUUCCUUAGGAAAAGAUGGGUCUUUGGGAAGAGGAGGAGCCAACAGAGAUGGGAAGAUGGGACAGUUUUCUGGGGUGGGGAUAGACAUGGGAGAAGGGCAUGAGUUUUCUGGAUUUGCUGGUGGUAGUAGUGAACAUAUGGGACAUAUUGGAAAUGGUGUUAGUGGAGGAAUGGCUGGCACAGGAACUGGAUCUGGAGGUACAGGUGGACUACAAACUUCAGAUGGUUCCACACUUGAUGGAGCAGGUGGGCCAGGAACUGGGUUCGGUGGUGCUGGUGGAGUAGGUGGACUCUACGGCAAGGAUGGGAUGCUAGGUGGAGCUGGUGCUGGGGGAGCUGGGUUCGGUGGUGCUGGUGGAGUAGGUGGUCUCUACGGCAAGGAUGGGAUGCUAGGUGGAGCUGGUGGUGCUGGUGGAGUAGGUGGACUCUACGGCAAGGAUGGGAUGCUAGGUGGAGCUGGUGCUGGGGGAGCUGGGUUCGGUGGUGCUGGUGGAGUAGGUGGUCUCUACGGCAAGGAUGGGAUGCUAAGUGGAGCUGGUGGUGCUGGUGGAGUAGGUGGACUCUACGGCAAGGAUGGGAUGCUAGGUGGAGCUGGUGCUGGGGGAGCUGGCGGUGAUGGUGGAGUAGGUGGACUCUACGGCAAGGAUGGGAUGCUAGGUGGAGCUGGUGCUGGGGGAGAUGGGUUCGGUGGUGCUGGUGGCGUAGGUGGACUCUACGGCAAGGAUGGGAUGCUAGGUGGAGCUGGUGCUGGCGGAGCUGGAAGUGCUGGUAUAGGUGGACUUUAUGGUAAGGAUGGUACAUUAGGUGGAGCUGGUGCUGGCGGUGCUGGUGGAGCUGGCAGUGCUGCUGUAGGUGGACUUUAUGGUAUGGAUGGUAUGUUAGGUGGUGCUGGUGCUGGUGCUGGUGGAUCUGGCAGUGCUGGUGGACUUUAUGGUAAGGAUGGUAUGUUAGGUGGAGCUGGUGCUGGUGGAGCUGGUGGUGCUGGUGGACUUUAUGGUAAGGAUGUUAUGUUAGGUGGAGCUGGUGCUGGUGGACCUGGUGGUGCUGGUGGACUUUAUGGUAAGGAUGCUAUGUUAGGUGGUGCUGCUGCUGGUGGACCUGGCGGUGCUGGUGGACUUUAUGGUAAGGAUGGUAUGUUAGGUGGAGCUGGUGCUGGUGCUGGUGGAGCUGGCGGUGCUGGUGGACUUCAUGGUAAGGAUGGUAUGUUAGGUGGAGCUGGUGCUGGUGGACCUGGCGGUGCUGGUGGACUUUAUGGUAAGGAUGGUAUGUUAGGUGGAGCUGGUGCUGGUGGACCUGGCGGUGCUGGUGGACUUUAUGGUAAGGAUGGUAUGUUAGGUGGAGCUGGUGCUGGUGGACCUGGCGGUGCUGGUGGACUUUAUGGUAAGGAUGGUAUGUUAGGUGGAGCUGGUGCUGGUGGACCUGGCGGUGCUGGUGGACUUUAUGGUAAGGAUGGUAUGUUAGGUGGAGCUGGUGCUGGUGGACCUGGCGGUGCUGGUGGACUUUAUGGUAAGGAUGGUAUGUUAGGUGGAGCUGGUGCUGGUGGAGCUGGCGGUGCUGGUGGACUUUAUGGUAAGGAUGGUAUGUUAGGUGGAGCUGGUGCUGGUGGACCUGGUGGUGCUGGUGGACUUUAUGGUAAGGAUGGUAUGUUAGGUGGUGCUGGUGGAGCUGGCGGUGCUGGUGGACUUUAUGGUAAGGAUGGUAUGUCAGGUGGAGCUGGUGCUGGUGGACCUGGCGGUGCUGGUGGACUUUAUGGUAAGGAUGGUAUGUUAGGUGGUGCUGGUGCUGGUGGAUCUGGCAGUGUUGGUGGACUUUAUGGUAAGGAUGGUAUGUUAGGUGGUGCUGGUGCUGGUGGACCUGGUGGUGCUGGUGGAGUAGGGGGACUUUAUGGCAUGGAUGGGGUGCUAGGUAGAGCUGGUGCUAGUGGACCAGGUGGUACUGGUGGAGUAGGUGGUCCUGAUGGAGUAGGUGGACUUUAUGGCAAGGAUGGGAUGCGAGGUGGAGCUGGUGCUGGUGCUGGUGGACCAGGUGGUACUGGUGGCGUAGGUGGUCCUGGUGGAGUAGGUGGACUUAAUGGCACGGAUGGGAUGCGAGGUGGAGCUGGUGCUGGUGCUGGUGGACCAGGUGGUACUGGUGGCGUAGGUGGUCCUGGUGGAGUAGGUGGACUUUAUGGCAAAGGUGGGAUGCCAGGUGGAGCUUGUGCUGGUGGACCAGGUGGUACUGGUGGCGUAGGUGGUCCUGGUGGAGUAGGUGGACUUUAUGGCAAAGAUGGUUUGCUAGGUGGAGCUGGUGGACUUGAGGGUGUUGGUGGAUUUGGGGGACUUUAUGGCCAGGAUGGAAUGUUAGGUGGAGCUAGUGCUGGUGUACCUGGUGGUACUAGUGGAGUAGGUGGACUUGGUGGCAAAGACGGUCUACCAGUUGGAGCUGGUCAACUUGGUGAUGCUGGCAGUGUAGGAGGACCUUAUGGUAAGGAUGGCAUGCUAGGUCGAACUGGGCCUGACAGACCUGGUGGCCCUGGUGGAGUUGGUGGACUUUAUGGCCAGAAUGGUAUGCUAAGUGGAGUUGGAGCUGUAGUUGGUGGUGUUGGGGGAGUAGAGGGACUACUUUAUGGCCAGGAUGGUAUGUUAGGUGGUGCUGGUGCUGGUGGACUUGGUGAUGCUGGUGGAGUAGGGGGACUUUAUGGCAAGGAUGGGGUGCCAGGUGGACCUGGUGCUGGCAGACCUGGUGGAGUUGGUGGACUUUAUGGUCAGGAUGGUAUGUUAGCUGGAGCUGGUGCUGGUGGAGUAGGUGGUGCUGGUGGAGUAGGAGGACUUUAUGGUAAAGAUGGUAUGUUAGGUAGAGCUGGUGCUGGCGGAGUAGGUGCUGCUGGUGGAGCAAGUGGACUUUAUGGCAAGGAUGGAAUGCUAGGUGGAACUGGUUCUGGCGGACCUGGUGGAGUUGGUGGACUUUAUGGUCAGGAUGGUAUGUUAGCUGGAGCUGGUGCUGGCGGACCUGGUGGUGCUGGCAGAGUAGGUGGUGCUGGUGGAGUAGGAGGACUUUAUGGUAAGGAUGGUAUGUUAGGUGGAGCUGGUCCUGGUGGAGCUGGCGGUGCUGGUGGAGUAGGAGGACUUUAUGGCAAGGAUGGGAUGCUAGGUGGAGCUGGCGGUGCUGGUGGAGUAGGUGCUGCUGGUGGAGCUGGUGGACUUUAUGGCAAGGAUGGAAUGCUAGGUGGAACUGGUUCUGGCGGACCUGGUGGAGUUGGUGGACUUUAUGGUCAGGAUGGUAUGUUAGCUGGAGCUGGUGCUGGCAGACCUGGUGGUGCUGGCAGAGUAGGUGGUGCUGGUGGAGUAGGAGGACUUUAUGGUAAGGAUGGUAUGUUAGGUGGAGCUGGUGCUGGUGGAGCUGGCGGUGCUGGUGGAGUAGGAGGACUUUUUGGCAAGGAUGGGAUGCUAGGUGGAGCUGGCGGUGCUGGUGGAGUAGGUGCUGCUGGUGGAGCUGGUGGACUUUAUGGCAAGGAUGGAAUGCUAGGUGGAGCUGGCGGUGCUGGUGGAGUAGGUGCUGCUGGUGGAGCUGGUGGACUUUAUGGCAAGGAUGGAAUGCUAGGUGGAACUGGUUCUGGCGGACCUGGUGGAGUUGGUGGACUUUAUGGUCAGGAUGGUAUGUUAGCUGGAGCUGGUGCUGGUGGACCUGGUGGUGCUGGUGGAGUAGAUGGACAAUAUGGUAAGGAUGGUAUGUUAGGUGGAGCUGGUGCUGGCGGUGCUGGUGGAGCUGGCAGUGCUAGUGGAGUAGGUGGACUUUAUGGUCAGGAUGGAAUGCUAGGUGGAGCUGGUGCUGGCGGACCUGGUGGUGCUGGCAGAGUAGGUGGUGCUGGUGGAGUAGGAGGACAUUAUGACAAGGAUGGGAUACUAGGUGGAGCUGGUGCUGGGGGAGCUGGCGGUCACCAUGGCAAGGACGGUGUGCUUCCUGGGGUUGGUGGUGUUGGGUUAAGAGGUGUAGGGAGCACUGGUGACCUUUAUGGUCAGGCAGGUACUUUACAUGGAACUGAGGCUGGUGGUGCUGACACUGCAUUAGGAGGCAUGGGCAACAUGAUGGAUCGAACUGGAAGAGCUGGCACCAAGUAUGGUAUAUCAGGUGAAGGUUAUGGUGAAGGAGGGAUAGGUAAGGAUGGCAGGGUUAGUGGAACUGGUGCUGGUGGUCUUGGUGGUGAAGGAUGGUUGGAUGGUAGGGAUGGUAGACUAGGUGGAUUUGGUGUUGGUCCAGGAGUUAGAGGUGUUGAUGGAUCACUGUAUGAGAACACGUCAGGCAUUCCUGGUGAAGAGUUCCUAGGCUAUGGACAGUCUUCUGGCCUUUCUGAUGCUGGAACCCAUGCUGGUGACAGAAGAAGACAGCUGUCUGACUUAGAUCCCAGUCAACUUACUUCAUCAGAUAUUUCAAGAACCAGGGACAGGAAAGGGAGAGGAGGAAGUCUUCUUGAAGAGGAUGUGAGAGAAUCGCAUCCCCGUUUCAACCAAGGUUUAUUUGACCUCCAUGCACCGAAAGGAAAACCAGCUGUGUUAAGCUGCAGCCUCAACAAUGACCAGCUUGAGGGAAUUUGGUUUAAAGAUGGGUUCAAGGUAACAGGCCAGGAUGGAGUCUCCAUUGAGAAGGAGGGCCCCGUCCACAAACUAUUAAUAGAUGAAGUACAAGAUAGUCAUGCUGGAAAAUACAAAUUUGAAGCUGGAGGAGUCCGAACAGAGGCAUCUAUUUUUGUUGAAGACCCUCCAAAUGUUGACUCUGCUCUUCUGGAAAAACUGAAGAAGGAACCUAUAGUAGUAAAGGCAGGAAAGAAUGCCAUAGUCAAGAUCCCAUUUGAAGGCCGGAAGCCAGUCAGAUCAACUUGGCUAAAGGAUGAAGGGGAGCUUCUGGAUGAUGCCAGGAUCAGCACUGACUAUUCAGACAACUUCACCCGACUCUCCAUAUCCAGUGCUAAUCGGAAGGACUGUGGUGAUUAUAAAGUGAAGCUGAAGAAUGAGAGUGGAAGCACUGAAGCUACUCUCAAGCUGGUAGUUAUAGAUAAGCCUCAACCACCAAUGGGACCCAUCGAAGUUGUGGAGUGCUCCACAAAUAGUAUAACUAUCCAGUGGAAGCCCCCCAAAGACGAUGGUGGCAAACCAAUCCAGGGUUAUAUUAUCGAGAGGCAGCAGGUUGGCAGAAAGACCUGGGUGACCUUGGGGAAAACCAGCGGAAGCAGCACUGUUUUCACCACCAACAAAGUAGAACAUGGCAAAAGUUAUUACUUCAAAGUGAGAGCAGUGAAUGCCGAGGGUACCAGUGAGGCACUCGAGUCUGAUGAAGUGAUGGCUGCUACCAAAGCAUUUCCUGGUCCUCCUGCUCCUCCCCAAAUUGUCAGUACCCACAAGGGUGCCAUCACACUCUCAUGGGCAGCACCCCGUAAGACCGGCAACUCCCGCAUCUUGGGCUACAGUGUUGAGAAGUGCAAGAAGGGCAGCAACAGCUGGACACCUGUCACUGAUGUGCCCAUUACAGACAGGAAGUACACAGUGACUGACCUGAAGGAGGGUCUGCUGUAUGAAUUCCGUGUGGCUGCCAUUAAUGCUGCUGGGGCAGGUGAAACUAGUGCGCCGUCGGAAGCUGCUUUUGCUCGGGAUCCCAUGAAACCGCCAGGUGCAGUGAGAGAUCUUAAAGUGAUCAGUACUGACUACUGCAGCAUCUCUUUGUCGUGGAUGAAGCCAGAAGCACAGGAAGAAAGUCAUGCCAAAGGCUACAUUAUAGAGAUGCGGCACACUGACACUCUGAAGUGGACCCAGUGUAAUUCUCUCCCAAUCCCAAUGACUACAUACACAGUCAGAGGGCUAAAAGCCAGGGAGAUGUACUUCCUACGAGUGAGAGCAGUCAAUGAUGGUGGUUUUGGCGAGCCCGUUGAACUGGACACUUGUGUCCAAGCUGUACCUCCUACAGUUCAUCCCAAACUCUUAGUAAAGGACACCACCAAAAGCUUUAUGAUUGUAAAAGCAGGGGAUGCAAUCCGUGUGCGCAUUCCCUUUGAAGCUUCCCCACCUCUUGAAGUGGUUUGGCUAAAGGAUGGUCUUACUCUGCCCGCAAAAGCCACAACAGCUACCAGAGAAGGCCUGAGCCAACUCAUCAUCCCAGGAGCCGACUUUUCUGACAGUGGCCAUUAUAGCAUCACCCUCCAAACUGAGCGUGGAAAUAAAGAGACUUUCAGCUUCCUAGUCCAGGUUCUAGAUGUCCCAGAAUCUCCUGGUCCUAUACAGCUAAUUGAGAAGGUCCCUGACACGGUGACUCUGAUUUGGGAGCCCUCACCAACAGAGAAGAGAGAGGGCACCCUGAAUUAUAUGGUCAUGAGACGUGACUCCAGCAAAGGAUCUUGGCAAUUGGUGUCUGACCUGAUUUACACCAACAAGUGCACUGUCUCAAAUUUUGUCCCAGGCCGGGAAUACUACUUCAGAGUUCAGGCAAAGAAUUGCAUGGGAAUCAGCGAGCCCUCUGAAACAGUGCAACCCUGGAUCAUUCACAGGGAAAAGGGUAAAUUUGCAGUCAGAAGCCCACCAUACAAGGGGAUCAACCAAACUCAGCCUCCAAGAUUCCUUGUCCCAUUGAAACCUCAUGUGGUAACUCUAGGAUUUGACUGUCACAUGAGUUGUGCUGUGACUGGAUAUCCAGUCCCUCAAGUGAUGUGGUAUAAAGAUGGCAAGAAUAUCUCUCAGGAUCCUACCUUCUUCAGCAAAAAUGACUUUGGGGUCUGCUCUCUUGUGAUCCUAGGAGUCACAGCAUCAGAUGGAGGCCAGUACAAGGUGGUGGCCAUCAAUAAACUAGGCCAAGCAGUCAGCAAAGCUGUAGUCACCAUAAAAGAACCUGCUUUUUAGAAUGGUCUGCAUGGAACCAGCUUUGCCACAGUCUGUGGCGUGACAACGUUUUUCUGUAAGACAGACACCGUUACUGAAAAAUACGUAUUUACUGUUCUGUUAAGCAGCCUGAAGAUUCUAUCUGGUGAAGCAAGUGAGGUCAAAACAGCAACUGUUCUUUUCUUUACAGUUUUCCAUAACAGGAAAGCCCUUUGAAAACUUGUGUGCAGUUCUGUCCAAUGGUCCUUCAAAGAGCAGAAUCCCAGUAUACUUAUUUGAGACUUUAAUGGAAAAUAGGAUAACUUUAAUGGAAGUAAACUUGUUGCGAGCCACCACAGUCAUCAUCCUCACAACGAAUUUAUUGGUCUUUAAGGUACACAGGACUUUCUGUUUUGUUUCUGCUGCAUCUGGCUAACAUGGCUACCCCUCUGAAAGUCAUGACAAGGAAAGAUAGUCCUGCAAUAAUAAUGGAUUUUAUAUUCAUAUCCACUGGGCUGUAGCUGAGAUUGUUUAUUUGUAGGAUAUAUUGUGAGAGAAAAUACUUGGAACCAGCCCCAUGGCAAAUGGAUUUCAAAUAGCUUGGCUGUGCCCACAGUGGCUGUAUUAGAACAUGAGCUUUAUGAAUGUAUUGGGAGUAGAAGAGUUUAUAACUAGUUGGGAUCCUUCUGUCAAGAACACCAAAUUUUAUGUAUGAGAUGUCUUACUAAUUUCAAGCAUCAUUUGGGUUUUAACCAACUCUAAUUUUAGAAAGCUUAACAAAGAAUUGAAGUGGGACAAUGCCACCUAUUCAGUAUUCAUAGGACUGAAGAUGGAUGCUUGAACAAGAUUAGUUUAACCUUGAAACAGAAAAGUUUGUUUUAAGAUAAGUUUUUUUCCUGGGCCUAUAGCAAUUGCCUUAUCAACAAGAAUCAAAGCAAGACUGUAUUUUUGUGUUGCUCAACACUGAGUUUCAGCCUCAUACUUUUCCAAAUGUCUCAAUGAAAUGAGGCCCUCUGCCAAAGAUAUCUGCCCUCUGUGUUUUUCACUUACGCUAUGAAAAAUAGCUUGCUAUGUGUUGUCGUUUUUUUAAAGUAUUCGGUUAACAGUUUCCUAAUUGAGAACAGCAAAAGAUGUUCAGUAAGGCAACAUAAGGAAAGUCCAGAAAAUGUCAAAUGCAAAUAUAAGUCAAACGCAAGUUCAGUAGCAGAUGGACUCUUUAGCAAAAAAUAUUGUAGUGACAGAUUUAACUGACAUGUCACAAGCCAUCUCUAGGGAAUAAUAUCCAAAUCUUUGUCUGCACUCAGAAUUAACCAAGGACAUAUCUGUUGCUGAAUUUCUACCAGUCUCCAAGACAGAGCUUCCAUGAUUUUAGUGGAUUUUCUAUGAGAUGUCAGAAUCCACCAAAGUCUAGUGAAAGCACACUGAAUGAUUGACGUUCGAAAAGCAGAUAUGAGGUGAUGGAUAUGACAGGUAUCAUACUGGAUCCUUAAUGCUACUUGUAUUGCUAAGUGAUAAUAUUGGAUCGCCUGGGUGAGGGCAGGGAGAAGGGGCUAUCAUGGCCUUAGACUAUUGCCAUCUUGUGUGCAAGAGUCUGUGUGCAAGGUUUUCAUUUGUUUCAUCAUUUUCCCUACCAAGGAACUGCACUUUAUGGGCCAAAGGCAAGUGAAAACUUAAUAUUGAACCUGAAUAAACAUGACUUAAAUAAACGAACAGCAUCGUCAUGAACCUUUGGAGCUGAAUCAAACUGCUGGUUCAUCUUUUCUAGCCCUGUUCUGAAUACUUGGACUGGUAGCAGCCCUCAUGGAUGGAGGGAUCUUUCCCAACACAACUACCUAAAACCCUUUAACUGGAGAUCUCAAGGAGUGAACUUGGGGCCUUCUAAGUCACUGAGCUAUGGUCCUUCUUAGGCUGCACACAUAUUUCAUAGAAGCCAGGUUUUUUUUGGGGGGGCAGUGUGGGCUAUAUUUGGGUCAAUAUGGUAUUGCACGAAGCUUGGGUGUCUCAGUGCUGCUUCUCUGCCCACUAUACCCAUUCAGGGUAUUAGUGUAUUAGUUUAUCAACUCAUCAUUGUUGCAUCUGAGCACUUCAGUUUCACUAACAGAACAAAAACAUGCAGACUCCCAAGUGUUUUUUUACAAAAGGUAGGACUGAUUAUAAAUCUUCCUGCUUCAAAACAUAACCCAAGCUGUGCUAUUAUUUAGAUUCCUUACACUGCAAGGGUCUCAAGGUGUCACAUCAGUACAACAAAUGUAUGUAAAAUACAUACAGUAAAUUCAGGCUGACUGAAAGGCAGUCAUGUAUCUGAAAAGUUAAAACAUCCAACCUUUGGCAUCCCUAGCAGAGAUGUAACCAGAAAGGAAAAGAACCCAAAUUUCCCCACUAGGGGGACUCAUUCUAAUGCAGUAAUAAAGUACUGGCUACCGUAUAUGCAGCACCCAGAAACUGGCGUUUCUAAAUUGUUGUUUCUCUCACUGAAAAAAUGAGUAAGACAUGACAGUGAUUUGCUUCUCCUGUUCAUUUUUUUUAUAAAAAAAAAGUGGGAAGGGAAAGCCUGUUCCCAACUUUAGAUGGUCAUAAUAAAGUUUUUGUAAGACUGGAAUCAACCUGAAAUGUCAAAACUGACUUCAAUAAACUUGGUGUGGGGGAAAAAGUAUAUGGUUGAGAUCAUAAGAAAAUGUCUUUUCUCGUGGAGGCUUUCUUGUCCUUAAAUUAUUAACAAAUGGAUGUGAAUAAGAAAAAUGCAAGGACACUGGUGGGGGAGUUAGCAAAAACAGGAAGGGAUGAACUCAGGCUACAUCUGCACAUCUAAUACAUUAAAACCUGUGGUUUUUCAUGUUUAGUGUUUCUACAGCAUAACACAGGCACACACGUGUAGAUGUCCACCCAUUUUGUUUAAUAAAAAUACCACAAUCAAGCUUCUGGAGCAGCUGCAGGUGUUUUGUUUUGUUUUUGUGAUAGUAUCGGUGAGCAUGCUAUCAGAAAUUAAUACCCUUAACAAGCAAAUUUGCAUAUCAUAUCAUGUCUGUCUCUGUGGGUUUGGUGUAGCAGAAGUACGUGCAAAUUGGUCACAUUGCUGGCAGCAGUAUCCAUACAGUUCCACAGGGAGCAGUCAUUUUUGCUAAAAGUGUGAUGGCUAUGUACUAGGACUACUGUCUUUCUCAGAGAUGAAAAAUUAAAAUUCCUUAGCCAUUGAUUAUACGCUGGCUAACUUGUUGCCUGUUGUUUGCAUGUCAAUUCAUUUAAUUUAAUGACAAGUUACCCAUUUUAACUUGACCAGCAAUGAGCCACAGCAAUAAAAAUCAACCAAAUGUG
This is a messenger RNA of Zootoca vivipara (common lizard), 11906 nucleotides long. RefSeq names its product immunoglobulin like and fibronectin type III domain containing 1 (gene IGFN1). Gene Ontology annotation, molecular function: protein binding. Lineage: Eukaryota; Metazoa; Chordata; Lepidosauria; Squamata; Lacertidae. The record is from RefSeq and is a predicted model, not a curated record.